This is a messenger RNA of Trachymyrmex septentrionalis, 8956 nucleotides long. RefSeq names its product titin homolog. Bases 256 to 8619 code for a protein of 2787 amino acids. The record is from RefSeq and is a predicted model, not a curated record. The transcript is spliced from 19 exons. Lineage: Eukaryota; Metazoa; Arthropoda; Insecta; Hymenoptera; Formicidae.
GUUUGAGAGAACAUGUCCGCUGUAUUCCACAUACUAGUCUCGUUUGACUUUAAUAGAAGUAGAGACCGUACGGAUGAGAUACGUUUGUGCGACGACUGUAUGUUUGUAUUUUAAUUUACAAAAUGUAUUAAUAUCGACAUCGCGCGCCAGUUUUAUCGUGAAUAUUAGUGAUUUAAAUUGCACACCACAGUAAAUGUCAUAUCAGUCGACGAUAAGAAAUUAUAACUAAAAUUUUGGCAGACAUCAAAACUACUAAUGGCAGAGGAAGAAAGGAUAUUAUCUCUUUCAGAAAAAAAUGGCACAGAUGCUCCUCAAUCAAAAGAUACUUAUAUUCCGGAAGAACCAACUCCAGAUAUCUCUAUUUCCUUGUUGGACAUACAAAUGCCAGAAACUCCAGAUAGUACCAAAGGUCAAACAAGCGAUGGUGAUACAUCUAGAUUGGAGAGUCCAAAGACAGUGAAACCAGUACUUGGAAAAGUCCAAGCAAAGAAACGAUUAAUGGCAUUUGCUAAUCAAUUCAAAGCAUUGCCUAAAUCCCAGAUUAAGUCAAACAUGUCUCAGCAUUCUACUGGACCUUUAAAGACAAAAGAUAAAACUGUUCAAGAUGAUAAAUCAAGAAAAAAGACAGAGGAAAAAAUUCUGGCUAUUGAAGAAAUUCGAAGAGAGGAAUCUAAAAGUAAAAUGUUACUCGCAGAAGCUAUGGCUGCAGCAAGUAUGGAAGACGAAAAUCAUACUGGCAAAAAUAUAUCUAGUUUACUCGAAAGUAAAAAACAUACAAAAGAAAGAAGAAAACAUGAAGAAAUAAACAAUGAUCGCAAAAGUAGAUCAGUGGAUCGAAAAUAUUCAGAAAGGUCUCGACAUUAUGACAAAAUUAAUAAAGAUAGUUCGAAUCAGGAUGUGAAAAAUCGAAAUGAAAGUAUAGAACGUUUUACACAAAAAUCAUCUCAGAACAGAGGAAAGCAUAAGAAAGAUAAGAAAAAGAAAAACGACAAAGAUAAACGAAGUAAUAGCAAAACAGAUACAAAUCGUGAUAAGAAAGAAGGAAAGGAUAAAAAAGAAACUGUAAAAGAAAAAGAAGAAGAGACAAAAGAAAAAACUGAAGCAAUAAAGAAUAAGAAAGAAAGUAUAAAAGAAAGACAAAAUGAUAUGUCAGAAAUGGAAGUAGAAAGCAAAGAUAAAAAAGAAAAAGACAAAUGGAAAGAAAAAAUAUUAUUGAAAAGUAACUCGUGGGCGGAACUACGAAAAUCUGGUUCAACUUUCGAUGAUAUCAUUCAUCUUAGAAGACGUAAUAAUUCAGAACGAUCUAUAAAAAUCAGAACAACGCAAGAUUAUGCACGUUAUUUUGAACAAAUGUUAAUGUUAAAUAAUCAUCGUCUAAAACGUCAGUCAUUGAUAGCUGAGGGACUUAAUGGACCCAAAAUGUAUCCACCUGAAUCGAUUAAGCUGACGAAACGAGCAAGGGGACUUCAAUUAUUGUAUUGUGAAAAUCCGCGCGUUUCUCUUUUGUUAAAUAUUUCGCAACUUCUACAGGUCGUCCCUCCUGAACGUUGUGAGAAGAUACAAGACAUUUGUGAAGCGUCUUUACCACGGAUUGAUACUGAAGACACAGUGCUGCAGAAGCAGCGUAAUUGGUAUCAACAAAUAAAUACAAUUGACUACCAUAAAGAUACCAACUGGCAGAUGACUAUACAACUUCCUAAGUCAAAAUGGGAUAGUGAAGAUGAGGAAAUAUCGUCUAUCAAUGUAGCAAAAAAAGAAAUCAAAGAACCAGUAAACAAACUGCAUGUUUCCGUAAACCAACAAGAGAGAUGUUCCACAACGUCUAGUAUAACGGAUGAAGACAAAAUUGAUAACAGUGUUGAAGGCAUUAAACAAGAUAGUAAAUCUAGUGAAAAGAUCAUCGAAAACAUACCGAUUAAUGAAUCUUCUUCGUCUUCUUUGCUACAGCCUGCUGGAAAUGAAAAACUAGCUUCAGAAUAUGAACAAUUUAUGAAGAUGGUAUGCACUGCAACUGAUGUGACUAAAAAAUAUUCUCCCAAAAAAAACCCUGUUAAAUCUACUUCUCCGCAUAGUUAUCAUGAAUUCGAUAUAGAAUCUAAUUUAGCUGAAGAUAACAAUAUGGAAAUACCAUUGACGGAGAAAUUUGAAAAAAAGAGUAAUCUGGAAACUCUAGAAGAAUCGAUGAAGAGUACAGAAUGUGAGGAGUCUACUAUGUCAACAGAUUGUCAAAUACAAGUUAAUAAUAUACAAAUUGAACAUACGAACGAAAAUGAUGAAUCUCAGGAUUCCAAAUCAAUUCCAAGUGAUUGGGAGAACGUUAGAAUAAAAGUUGAACGAUUGAGUGAUGAGAAUACUGAAUCUAGAGAAGUAAAAAAGAAGAAAAAAAAGAAAAUGACAUCCAGUAGUGAUUCAUCUAGUAGUAUCACCUCUUCAGAUUCAGAAAAGCAAAAGAAAAAAAGGAAACGCAAACGGAAAAUACUAAGUAAUUCAUCUUCUUCCGAUUCUGAUAGUACGGAUAGUACUAGCAGUAGCGACUCUAGUAGUUCGGAAGAAAGAAGAAAAAGAAAGCGGAAGAAGAAGAAAAUUGGGAAAAAAAGAAAAAAGGUGAAACGCAUUGCACGAAUAAAAAAAAAGCGAAGGAGAAAGAUGAGCACGGAUUCCAAUAGUAGUGAUUUAGAUGAAUAUACAAAAAAGAAAAAAAGGAAGAAGAAAACGAUGGAAACCAAAUCUAUUAAUAAUGGAGAUAUAAGAAAGAUAAUAUCGAAGUCUCCUGUAAUAGCUUCAUCAGAUGGAACAAAGAUAUUGCACUCAGUGACUCCAACAAGGAAGAUUAAAGAAGAAGCAAUAGAUGAAGACAAAAAGAGAAUUGAUCAAGUUAUAUCAACGAAAAAAAAUAUUGUUGAUAUAAGUGUACAUGACAAUGAAUGUUUGAAUCAGAGAAAGGAAAGAAAAGAAAGUAAGUCUGACGAAAGUUUCAUGGAACAAUGGGAAAUGGAUUCUGUGACAAAGCAACAAAAUGAUGGUGAAACCUCAAGUCAAGAUCGCAGUGAAGAAUUGGAAAAAAUGGAUGGCUUAGAGAAAAAUAAAUAUCGAAGAAAAAGGAAGCAUAGUCGAGACAAUAUUGAGCAAGACAAAGAUAGAUUAUCUAAAGACAAUGAAGAAAGGAUUCAUGAAGGAAAAGUAAAAUUAGAUGAGGAAAUUGAAGCAAAGAGAAAGAAAAGAAAAGAAAAAGAUAUUAAAAGUAGUGGUGAGUUUCUUGCAAACUGGGAACGGGAAAGUGAGCGUAUUACUCAACGGAUACAAAAUGAAACUAAAUAUUUGAAAAAAUUAGAAAAGCAGAAAAAGGAGAAAUGGGGAGAAACAGAUUUUGAUACAUUAAAUGUGCCAUCUUUGACACAACUUGAAAAAGAAGUACAUCAAAAACAACUUCUGGCAGAUGAGUGGGAAGUGGAUAGUUUAGAAGCAAUAUCAGAUCUAAUUAUGAGUAAACGAAAAAAUAGCCAGGGUUCGUUAAAAAAAACAGAGAAAGAAGUUAAGUAUGAUAAAAAAACAGAUACCUACAUUGCAGUAGAAAAGGAAAGUGUAAGAGAAAUGAAAAAGAAGCAAGAACGUCUAUAUGCAAUAAGAAUAUGGGAGGAGGAGCAAGAAGAAGGUGAAAGAGAAGAAAUGAUGCUCCUGGAACAAAAGAGUAAAACAAAUGAUUGGGAUAUAGAAGAAAAACCUCUAUUUCAUGAGACUACCGAAAAAAUAGAAGUUUGUAAAGUUAACGAUAUUGUCGCGAUACAAAAAGAGUGGGUUAAAACAAAUGAAAAUAAAGAUAUCAAAGAAGACGCGAAUAAGUUAACUGUGAAGUCAGAUAAACGAAUUAAAAAAAGCCGUUGGGACAUAGGCUCUCAGUCUGAAGAAAAAUUGGAAGCUAAAGAUAUAUGGGAGGAAGAAUAUGUCGAAUGGGCCAAGAUUGACAAGUGUGAAGGACAAGAAUUUGAAAGAACAAAGAAAGGAGAACUUUGUCCUGUGGAUUAUUCGGAAAGCUCUAGUAAAUCGGAUCUGAUAGAUUUCUAUCAUAGAAAAUCACAAAGUAGAGAAUCGUUGGAAAGAUCAUGGGCGUCAGAUGAAGUUGCGGUCAGACCUAUACAAGCAAAGAAUGAUGCGUCAAUAAAACAAUCAAUUCUUGCGAAAACAAAUGAAGAACAGCUUACAUCUAUCAAGGAGCACCAAACUAAAGAUCAAUUUAAGGAAAUUUCAGAAACCGAUGUAAAAUUUAAAGAGAAUACCUAUUCAGUAAAACUAUAUAGUCCCAGUUCCCCAGCACUUUCUCAAAAGUCUCAGGAUGUAGAAUUGUCUAAUGAGAGCAGUUCUUGUAAUUCUCUGCUUCGUGAAAAAAGAAAGAAGGAGAUGUUAAUUACAGCAGAUGAAUUAUCAAUUCCCAUGUCUGGAAUACCUUUACAAUUAAUAAAACGUGAUAAACAUACGUCAAGUGAAAAAGCAGAAAGUAUUUUGAACAAAAUACAAUUGGAGGAUAGAGAUGCUGCUCAUAACUUUGACAUUAAAGCCACUGAUAAUUUAUUUGACGACAUUUCAAUCAAUGAACCGUGCUCAAAAAUACAUACCUCUAGACAUAUAGAUAUUUUUGCAGAGUAUGGAGCAGAGAAGUCAUGUGAUAAACAGCAUGCUGCAAAUUCCAGUGCGAACUCAGCAACGAAAGAUGAUGAAAUGAAUGAAGGAAAGAACGCACUUAAACUUAUCCCUAAACAGCUCUUGAUUCGUCGGACUAACGAACAGGUAAAAUCGAAACGUAUUUUGGAAACACCAUUACAGGAUCCUGCUCAACAUGCAGCAGCCCUAUUGACAAUACAAAAAAAGUUAUUAGAGUCACAUGCAUUGAAGAAUGAUAUCAAAGAAUAUCCGAACCAAGAACAGGUAGAUUUUCAACAGAAAUAUAGUAAUAGAGAUAUAGUAACGAGUAAUAGCAGAAUUGAUAACGCAUUAUUAGAUGCAACUGAAUUUUCUGUGGUUUCCAAAGCAUCAGUAAUAGCGAUACGACGAUCGAGAUCUCCGACAUCGGAAAAAACGGUCUCUGUUCGAUCUGAACAAUCUGAGAACUAUGACAGAGAAAGCAAAAACGAUGAUGCAAAGAAAUAUAAGACUAAUCGUAAUCUAAAUGAAACUAAUGUUUCAUCGAGUAUGCGAUCUCCUAUCCGGGAACACAGAAAGAGAAGUCCUAGCAAGAAGGAAAGUGAAAAGCGAUAUUCGCAUGAUAAGGACAAGAAGGAAAAGAAAUCUGAAAGGACAUCUGACGAUGUAGAGAAGUCUGAUAGAAGGGAUACUAGAGGUUCCAAAACAGAUUUUGCAGAUAGGAGAAGGUUUAGUCCUUCGGGACGAGGAAGGAGAAAAAAGAGCCGAAGUCCCUAUGUCUCAUGGGAACGUCAAGGAAGUGGAAGUAGAAGUCCUGGUCAUAGUUGGAGCAGAAGCCGUAGUAAAAGUCCAAAGAGGAAGGACGACACUACUAUCAGUACGCGAGACAAAGAUAAAAAAAGAGAAAGAUACGACGAUGAGCGAUCAUGCAAAUCGAGAACAGAUGAAAGAAAAGAAAGAUAUACGCGAUCGCCAUUACGCUUCGGUUACAACGAGGAUAACUUUAAAAAGCAUGGCAUUGUAUCUUCUAAGAGCAAUCGUAACGACUGGGGUAGGAGAAGACAUGACAAUACAGAUAGAGAUCAUGAGAAAGAUACUAGAGUGUAUGACCCACUAGAGAUUUUGAGGGAAAGAACAAUGGAGUCUGAAAAAUAUAGAGAUAAUAGGUUUCACAUAGAAGAAUUAGAUCAUUGGCAAUAUGAAAGCAACAAUAUUUUACGAGAUGGUAACGAAUCCAUGGAUUCAUACACUGUUGGACAGGAUUUGCCUCUUGAAUAUGAUGAUCGAUCGUAUUAUAGAGAGGGAAGUCUGGAAAGAGAUAUGAUACAAUCUUCGCCUCAAUUGCUGCCAAAAUACAGGAAGAGCAGAUCUAAUGUAAAAAGGGAACGGCAAUGGGAGAAGGACAUAGACCCUUCAGAUUUGGAUCGUCAUCCAGAACACAAAAUACGAAAUCGAACACAACAACGAUCAAGGUAUUCGCCUCUAUGUCAAGAACGAUUUCGACGAAAAUCUAGAUCUCCCUCUUGGUCACCAUUAAGAUCCCGAUCUCGAUCUCGAUCUAGAUCGCGAUCAGGAUCACGUUCUAGAUCAACAUCGAGAUCAAGAUUGAGGAUGAGAUCGCAAUCGAGGUCGAGGAGUAGAUCUCCAUUCGAUGUGAGAUCGAGAGUGAAAUCUGUUUCUACGUCAAGAUUAAGAAGCCCGGAACAUUUAUUCAGAAUGUCUGAAUUACGGUCUUCCAGAUCUCCUUCACCUGGAAGCGAUAGGCUAAACGAAAUAGGAAGGGAAAGGAAGGACGAUGACGAAAACAAAAAGUUUAGCGCUUCUGGCGAAAGGGGUAGGCGUAUAGAGACUAUUAUACAGUCGGGGAUUAUGCCAGGAAUGAGCAUUUUAGAUUCAGAAAUGGGUAUUAAUAGCAGUAUGGAUGCAACUGUUACAAACUUCCAAUACUCAAAUGAUAUUGAAGGUGGAAAUGAAUAUUAUUAUUCAGAGAAUAAUUUGACUUAUCCUCCUUGUAUAGAUGAGUCAUCUACAAGUUCUCCGAAACGUUUAUCUCUUGACGAUAGAUUAGAAUUAGAAUUAGGUAUUAAAAAACAACAUAAUAAGGAUUCUACUGGUAUAGCUUCAGAAUAUUCUUCUAAUUUUAAUCCUAAUGUUAUUGCGUAUCCAUCUCCUCCACAACAACAAUCACAACAGCAAAUGAUGUAUAGACAGCAGCCUACAGUUGUACAAGUUGGAAAUGUUCUACAAGUAGUCCCUGCUGAUUUCAAUGGGGUGCAAUCAGCACGUCGUGAAGUAUCUGCUACAAUUACGACUCCGCCCGUGCGAUCUGGAUCCAGUCAAGUGGUUCGCGUAGGUAACGUUCUCCAAGUAGUACCCACGUCAUUAGAUUGGAGCAGCAGCAAUAACGGCGGCGGCGGCGGCGGCGGCAGCGGCAGCGGCAGCGGCCAGUCUUCGACAGGUCAAUCAAAUGUAGUUUUAUAUUCUUCAGCUGUCCCGGCACCUUCCCCCUCGGCGCCUAUGUCAAUACCUGUCCCCGUCCCCGUUCCAUUGCCUGUGCCACCAACCUUACCCGUCACGACAAAUACUCUCGCCCCCGUCGCAACUAUGUCAUCUGUUACGCCACUGCCGCUAUCAUUGCCAGUACCUGUACCUGUGCCGGUUCCGAUUCCCCCCGCGACAGCAGCAGCGUUUCCAAGAAACGAGAUUCAGACACAAAAAAUAGUUCAACCCGUGUAUAAUUACGAAGCUAUACUCGAAACGCGCCGUAAGGAACAAGAAGAGCGUAAACGAAUACGCGAGUUACGCAGGAAAGAAAAAGAACGUAGGAGGAUAGAACGGAUUAAUCGACGAGCUCUGCGAUUAUUAGAAAAGAACAAUACAUCGCGACAAAUGAGUGGAGUCUCAUUAGAUCGUAAGAGUUCAAGUGUAGAUCCAGCAGUCCUGAAAGCAUUGAAAGAAGGAGACGAACAAGUUGAAUCUCCAUCAGCUAAUCCUAUAAAAGAAGAAGAGGAAGCAGCAAUAUCUAUUAAAGAAGAAGACGAAGAUGUCGCUGUGGACGAAGAAGAAGAUGAUGAUGAAGAUGAGAUUGAGGCCGAGGCGGAAGAUGAUGAAGAAGAGGAAGAAGAAGUAGAAGAUGAGGACGAGGAUGAUGGUGAUGAUGAGAAAUCAUUACAAAUGAUUCAUCAGCGAAUUGAUGAAGCGACAACGUCUGCUGUUAAAGAUCAGGCAGAAAUUGAUACCAGAAAGGAAUGGCCGGUGUUGCCACCUCCACCAUUAAAAGGCAUUUUGGUUGUACCAGGAUUUAGUCCCAAUGGCAACUUGGAUGAUUUAUCAGACGCGGACAACAAUAUCAAAGAUGGUAGCGACAAAAAUGGAGAGAUAGAUAAAAAUAGUGAAUACGAUAAAGACGCAGGAUCUGAUGUCAAAUCUUGUAAAUCAAAUCUAGCAAAAUUAAGGAAAAUAAAGAAAAGCAAAAAGUCAGUUCAGUUUGCUGAUGGUGUGAAACCUGGGGAGGGAACUAGUCCCAGCGGCGGCGAAGGCGACAUGCCUUCACCGCCUCCUCCUAAGGGAAUAGAUUUCCGCGAAGGACUCGGAGAUUUGAAAAGAGAUAAAAUUUAUAACUCUCGAAAGAGCAGAAAGCAGGAAAAAAGGGCGAGACCACCAAAGGCAAAGAAAAAGGUUAAGGUAAAGAUAAUCAAGUUGAAAAAACCACGCAUUACGCCAUUGACAGCCAUGAUGAUGGAUGACUCUGACGAAAUUGACGAUCGUUCACCACCCCCGCCACCCCCUGGUUCUCCUCCGCCACCUCAUCUCUGGCCCAGUUAUCUUUCAAUCUACAAUACAACGGUUCGAGCAAUUGAACAACAGACUACGACUGCAACUUUGACAUCUGUCCAAGCUCCACCACCACCACCAACUCCGUUGCCUCUUCUGAUUCCGCCACCUCCGCUUAAUUAUACUAUCCAACCUUGCAGUAAAUCUUAAGCUAACCCCAUUCACGGCAUCGAUUUUGCAAUCUUCUCUGGUACAAGUCUGUUUUUUCUUUUUAUGAAACAGUGAAUUUCUUUCUCUCUCCUUCCUUUCCUGGAAAUUCUGUGCGUGGGAAAUCGUAUUAGACUAUAAAAGUGAGAAUUGUACAUUAGUAGUCUCUUUGAGACUUCAGUGACGACAAAGUUAAAAUGAUAUUGAAGAAUAUAUACCAAUAAUUGAUGUUGUAAAUAUCCUUGCAAUAUAAUCAUUUUCUGAUCAAGAGAUCAUGAUCUUUAUCUAAUAAAUGUUGAUCCAUUGCGUCCGGAACUUUUAAUAACUUCAUAUUAAUAAU